Molecule: messenger RNA, 2328 nt
Organism: Mercurialis annua (annual mercury)
Lineage: Eukaryota; Viridiplantae; Streptophyta; Magnoliopsida; Malpighiales; Euphorbiaceae
Product: probable serine/threonine-protein kinase At1g01540
Exons: 7
Coding region: 478-2016 (512 amino acids)
Biological process (GO): protein phosphorylation
Molecular function (GO): protein kinase activity; ATP binding
Source: RefSeq, a predicted model, not a curated record
AGGAAGUUCAACCUAACCCUAAAUCUAAAGAGAUUUAAGUUGGCAGCAUUUUACUUAGGUCGUAGGUUUAACUCUUCCGACAAACGCUUUUUCCAAGUGAAUAAAAAAGAAGCCAAAUUGACCCAUUUUAGUAGUGUUUUGAAAAACAUAAUUUUCAAAUUAGACUAAAAACAUAUUCCAGUUCCACUACAAAGUGAAUGGCCUGUUUUUAUUGUUCAAAAAGAAAAGUUAAUGGUUUGUUUAGAUAGAUAGGCAUAGCACAAUUAAUUAUACACAAAGUAAGAAUUCCACUUUUCUAGAUAUCCUAUCAGUGCCAGCUGGCUAUCUUCUUCUCUAUUUAUCUAAAACCCCACUCACUCUGCUCACUCUUCUUUUAAUUGUUGCCACUGUGUUUCUUCUUUCUUGUGUUUUCAUGUGGCAAAGUUUUAAUCUUUGAAUUUAUAUGGCAUAAAGAGGGAAGAAAAAAAGAGAUUAAAAAUGGCAAAUUAUUCUUCUUUGAAUGAUCAAUUAUCGAAAAAAACUUCAAUAUUUGGUUUACGUUUAUGGGUGGUGGUCGGAAUAUGUGUAGGAGCAGCUAUUGUUCUUGUUCUUUUUGUUAUCUCUCUUUGGUUCACUUCAAGACGCAGCAGGACUAACACCAAAAACAAAACGCCUCCCUCUACAAACUUCAAGUCUUAUCUCAACAACCCAACAAUCCCAAAUGUCUCCAAAGAAAUUCAAGAAAUCAUAAUUGACCCCAAAACACUCACUCCUGACCCAGUUCCUGAGUCAGAGCAUGUUCUUCUUGAAGAUGGGAGCAGUCCUGUUGCUGGGAGGAACAGAAUUCAUAUUGAAAUUGGGAAGGACCACAGAAUUUCUUACCCCAACAGAGCUGAUGGGUCGGGUCAUGGAAGUGGGGAGACCCGGUCCGGCCCUCGGUCUGGUGAUCAGGGUGGUGGUGCUAUUACUGUGCCAGAAGUUUCGCAUUUGGGGUGGGGUCACUGGUAUACUCUCAGGGAGCUUGAAGUGUCUACUAAUGGUUUUGCUGAUGAGAAUGUGAUUGGUGAAGGUGGUUAUGGGAUUGUUUACCGUGGUGUUUUGAAUGAUAAUUCUAGUGUUGCUGUCAAAAAUUUGCUUAACAACAGGGGACAAGCUGAGAAGGAGUUUAAGGUAGAAGUAGAAGCCAUUGGACGUGUCCGGCACAAGAAUUUGGUCAGGCUGCUUGGUUAUUGUGCUGAAGGAGCUCAUAGGAUGCUUGUUUAUGAGUAUGUUGACAAUGGAAACUUAGAGCAGUGGCUACAUGGAGAUGUCGGGCCUUGCAGUCCUCUUACAUGGGAGAUUCGCAUGAAUGCUAUACUUGGAACAGCAAAAGGGUUGAUGUACCUGCAUGAAGCGCUUGAACCAAAGGUUGUUCAUCGAGAUAUCAAAUCUAGCAAUAUUUUACUGGACAGGCAGUGGAAUGCUAAAGUUUCUGAUUUUGGUCUUGCAAAACUCUUGGGCUCGGAUCAUAGUUAUGUUACUACUCGUGUGAUGGGGACAUUCGGAUAUGUGGCUCCCGAAUAUGCAAGUACCGGCAUGCUGAAUGAAAGAAGUGAUGUAUAUAGCUUUGGGAUUCUUCUUAUGGAAAUCAUUUCUGGAAGAAACCCAGUUGAUUAUAGCCGUCCUGCAGGAGAGGUGAACCUAGUUGAGUGGCUUAAGACCAUGGUUACCAAUAGGAAUGCAGAGGGAGUUUUGGAUCCUAGGUUGCCAGAGAAGCCUUCUUCAAGAGCGCUUAAGCGUGCCCUUUUAGUAGCAUUACGGUGUGUUGACCCAAAUGCACAGAAAAGGCCAAAGAUGGGACACGUGAUACAUAUGCUUGAAGCUGAUGAGUUCCCAUUCCGAGAUGAUCGCAGAACUGGAAGGGAACAUGGGCGAACUCACGGUGAUGGAUUAAAAACCGAAAAGCGUGUAAAUGAAUCUGGUGACAGUAGCGGUUAUGAAAGUGGUGCUCAAACCAAUAGAACAUUGUGGAGAAAGCAGGAAGCUGAAGAACAGUAAGUUGCCUUGCCAAAACUCAUGUACAAGAUGAAUGGAUUGACCAUGUUUUGUUCAUAUUCCUCUUACUCAGAGCUGGUGUAUACACAUAUCAUCCAUUUUACCUCUAUAAGCGAUCCAUAUUGUAUUUAACAGUAAAUUUAGAUUAAAUAGCACCUCCUUCCAUUGAGAUAUGCAAUUGAUGUUUGAAAUAUUGUUGGUUUUCGGAUGGAUUAUUGAUGUGUAUGAAAUCUAAGUUUUGUUGUAGAUGCUUGACUGUGUAAUUCAUCUUGCAAUCAGAAUAUUUGGUUUAAUAAUAGAUUCUUACUUCUAUCA